This is a messenger RNA of Lottia gigantea (owl limpet), 838 nucleotides long. RefSeq lists its product as hypothetical. Bases 68 to 817 code for a protein of 249 amino acids. Gene Ontology annotation, molecular function: calcium ion binding. The record is from RefSeq and is a predicted model, not a curated record. The transcript is spliced from 7 exons. Lineage: Eukaryota; Metazoa; Mollusca; Gastropoda; Lottiidae.
GGUUUGGGAGCAAUUAAAUAUUUUGGAUUUUAAUCAUUGACUUGAUUCUAUUUCAACAAAGCGAAAAAUGACAAGUCUACCGUCAAAAAAGAAAAUGGCUGACCAGUCCCUGACAAAGUUCCAGAAAAUCAAACUGGAAUAUUAUUUCAAUUUUUUUGAUGCAGAUGGAAAUAAAAGUUUGGAUAUGAACGAUUUUAAACUUCUCAUGGAGAAAAUCUUAGACUAUACGAGUUGGGAAUCAGAUAGUAUAGAAGGCAAGGAAUGUUAUGAGGUCUGUCAUGUAUUUUAUGAAGUUAUGACAGAUAAAGCAGAGCGAGAUCAAGCAGGUGGUAAAGUUGAGUUAAAAGUUUGGUUUGAUCUUUGGAAUAAAUUAUUACCCGGUUGUAAAGGCCUGGGUAAUCUACCCAUCUGGUUACGCCGGUUAACUCCUACCCUGUUUAAAAUCAUUGACUAUAAAGAAGAUGGAGUAAUAGAUAUAGAAGAGCUGGCCUGUUUUUACCAGAAGAUGGUAGGACUGCCCGAAGAUGUCGCCCAAAAACGAGCCAUAGACGGUUUUAAACAGAUGACCGAUAAUGGUCGAUAUAACCUUGACAUUCAUGGCUAUGAACAGAUUUUUGCCAAUUUUCUAAUUGGACGAACCUUACUCGGCCCUGGACGGUAUAUUUUUGGAUGUUUCGAAGAUAAAGUAGAACCGUUUCAAAUUCUGCAGCCAGCCGUAGAAGAAGAUGACGUGGACACGAGUAACCUCAAAAAAUCGGCACAACGACGUGGCAGUAUAGAUCUCAGGGUUAAAAUGAAAUACAACUCAGGUGUAUAAUUUACAUAAAAUCUCAAAUAU